Halteromyces radiatus is the source of this 1566-nucleotide messenger RNA. Its product is annotated as Metalloenzyme, LuxS/M16 peptidase-like protein. The transcript has 3 exons. Gene Ontology annotation, molecular function: metalloendopeptidase activity; metal ion binding. Gene Ontology annotation, cellular component: mitochondrion. The coding region runs from base 39 to 1415 and encodes 458 amino acids. The record is from RefSeq and is a predicted model, not a curated record. NCBI's taxonomy places the organism in Eukaryota, Fungi, Mucoromycota, Mucoromycetes, Mucorales, Cunninghamellaceae.
UUUUUUAUUUUGUAUCCCGUUUUACGUAUAUAUAUAUAAUGGCUUCUCGUAUAUCAAGUUUACGAACAUUAAUGCCGAGGUCGACGAUGGGUCGACGCCAGUUGGCUACAGCAACACAGUUAUUACCUACUCUUCGAAAAACAGUAUUACCCAAUGGUUUUACAGUGGCAACUGAAGAAAAUUCUGUCGCUCAAACGGCUACAGUUGGUGUUUGGAUCGAUGCUGGCUCAAGAGCUGAAAACUUGAAAAACAAUGGAUCUGCUCAUUUUUUAGAACAUAUGGCUUUCAAGGGAACAAAAACUCGAUCACAAAGGGACCUUGAACUACAAAUUGAAAACAUGGGUGGUCACCUCAAUGCAUAUACGUCUAGAGAACAAACUGUUUAUUAUGCCAAAGCAUUCAAAUAUGAUGUACCUCAAGCAGUGGAAAUCUUAUCCGACAUUUUACAAAACUCACGACUGGAUUUGGGUGCUAUUGAACGGGAACGUGAUGUGAUCUUACGGGAACAAGAAGAAGUGGAAAAACAAAUGGAAGAAGUUGUAUUUGAUCACUUGCAUGCUGCCGCUUUUCCAAAAGAGCCAUUAGGAUUGACUAUUUUGGGACCCAAGGAAAAUAUUCAAUCCCUUACACGGGAGGAUCUAUCAAAUUAUAUUCGAACCAACUAUACUGGUGAACGCAUGAUUUUGGUUGGUGCUGGCGGUGUGGAUCAUGAUGCUUUAGUUGAUUUGGCUCAACAAUACUUUGGACAAUUACCUAAUGUACGUGAUGCUGCAUCAAGCAAAAGUGCUAUGAAAAAGGCUGUAUUCUCUGGCUCUGAAUUUAAAUUACAAGAUGACAAGGCAACUCAAGCUCAUAUUGCAGUGGCGGUUGAAGGUGCUAGCUGGACAUCUCCUGAUUAUUUCCCUCUCUUGGUGAUGCAAUCAAUCAUUGGUUCAUGGGAUCGUUCGUUAGGAGCAACUGGACAUAUUGCUUCUGGUUUGUCAUCCAUGGUUCAUAAUCAUCAACUGGCCAACUCUUUCAUGUCUUUCAACACCUCUUAUAAGGAUACUGGUCUUUGGGGUCUAUAUAUGGUGACAGAAAAUACAGAUCGUAUUGAUGAUCUUCUCAAAUGUACUCGUAAUGAAUUCCAUCGACUUUGUACCUCAGUAACAGCGGAAGAAAUCGAACGUGCAAAACAACAACUCAAGGCUGGUCUUCUUUUGGGCUUGGAUGGUUCUACUCCUAUUGCUGAAGAUAUUGGUCGUCAAUUAUUGACUUCUGGUGAUCGCAUGUCUCCAAAACAAGUAGAAGAAGCUGUUUCAAAUGUAUCGGUGAAUGAUGUUCGACGUGUGGCUACUCAAUAUUUGAAUCGUGAUGCUGCUAUUGUUGGUAUUGGUCCUGUGGAAAAGAUGACCAAUUUUAAUCUUAUUCGUUAGAAAUAUUUUUCCCUAGAUAGAUUAUUUUUACACCUUCUUUUUAUUAUUUUUAUUAUUAUUGAAUAUUAUUUUUCUAUUCUAUUCUAUAUUCCAUUUGUAUUUGUUUCAAGCACCAUUCAAAUAAUCAUAAUAAAGAAGAAGAAAAAAAAAA